Colletotrichum siamense is the source of this 4242-nucleotide messenger RNA. RefSeq names its product AMP deaminase (gene ada1). Gene Ontology annotation, molecular function: AMP deaminase activity. The record is from RefSeq and is a predicted model, not a curated record. Gene Ontology annotation, cellular component: cytosol. Gene Ontology annotation, biological process: IMP salvage; transmembrane transport; AMP metabolic process. The transcript is spliced from 6 exons. The coding region runs from base 1 to 4242 and encodes 1413 amino acids. NCBI's taxonomy places the organism in Eukaryota, Fungi, Ascomycota, Sordariomycetes, Glomerellales, Glomerellaceae.
AUGGACACCAGCGUCAACGCUCGAGCUCCAUACGACAAGUUCGCUAAUGGCCUGACCUUGAAUGGGCAACAGUCAUCAGACGCCGAGAAAUCCUUGCAAGGCGCCAGCCGCAUCAUGGUCGGCCUCUUUUCUCAAUGGAUUGCCGUCGGUGUCAUGCUUGGCCUGAUCUUCGGUGGAUGCUGCUCUAAUGUCUACGCCCUGGAAGCUAUCAUCAAAGUCGAGCCUUCGAGUGGAACACUGUUGACGUUUGUCCAAUUCCUCUUCGUAGCCGUGACCGGCUACGUUUCGCAGUUCGAUCGAUCGAGACCACCCUUCUUCUUACGACAGAACAAGGUGCCCCUGCGACGCUGGCUUAUCAACAUUGUGCUCUUUUUCAGCAUCAAUGUGCUAAACAAUCACGCUUUCAGCUACGAUAUCUCUGUCCCAGUCCAUAUCAUCCUGCGGUCCGGGGGCAGCAUAACGACAAUGAUCGCCGGGUCUCUAUACGGGAAGAAAUACUCGCGUAUCCAGAUUGUGGCUGUCAUUCUGCUCACGCUCGGUGUAAUUACUGCUGCGUGGUCGGAUUCUCAAUCCAAGAGUACAACCAAGUCAGCUGGGCAGAGUGAACGACCAGCUUUCGGGACUGGUCUGAUUAUACUUUUCGUGGCACAGGUCCUAUCAGCUAUCAUGGGACUGUACACCGAGGAGACGUACAAGAAAUACGGCCCACAGUGGAAAGAGAAUCUGUUCUACUCCCACUUGCUAUCUCUGCCGCUCUUCCUGCCCUUCAUGCCGUCCCUCGCCCGACAGUUUCAGCGUCUAGCCCACAGCCCGCCUCUCUCUCUGCCGAUGCUAGGACAGACAUCUGGAUUUACCCUUGGCGAGGAUUUGCAAGGGGGACUGGCCAAGCUUCACAUUCCGAGCCAACUUGCGUACCUCGUUACAAACGUCCUGACGCAGUACGCAUGUAUCCGAGGCGUCAACCUCUUGGCUGCUGUUUCCUCAGCACUGACAGUCACAAUCGUGCUGAAUAUUCGCAAGCUAGUCAGCUUGCUCCUCAGCAUUUGGCUUUUUGGAAAUCGUUUGGCGGCGGGCACAUUAAUCGGGGCUGUGAUUGUGUUUGGAGCAGGAGGGCUCUACUCCCUUGAUUCAAGGGCCAAAACCUCAAGAGUGCAAAAAGGCACUGACGCCGAAUAUUCUUCCCAAGACCCAACCUCUGCCUCGACUUCACCCAAGCGAGGCAACACAUUCUCGCUUCAUGACCUGGACACGGAUUCCGAGGGUGAUCUAGGCGCCCAUGAUUCCCGAGGUGACACGGGCUCCGAAAGCUCAGAGGAGCAAACCAAAGGCGACGCCUCAUCAGUGAACACCCGCCCUACCCACAACGAUAAGAGUCAUGAUGAGUCAGGUCUGCAAGACGGAAUGCUUCCUCGUGACCUUCCCACUCGCACCGCUUUCUACGACCCUGUUGCUGAACGCCAGAUGAGCCAAGCAGAUGCCAAGUUAUUCUAUCAGAGGAGCCAGGUUGGCCAAUUACGGACCGGCAGUGGUGUGUGGUCGCAAGGUCACUCCACGCCCCAUGGAAGCCCUGUAAUUGUGGGUUCAGAUCCUCGUGAUGUUUCCGCGGGCGCGAGUGCGGGCACAAGAGGCAUCGAUCAAGCUGUGGACUCUUCGCCAUUAAGCCAAGAGAAAGGGCAGUUGAGGGGGAAAACCUCGGCUCGCGAAGACUUGAUGCUGCCGGACCCUUCACAGCCGCCUGGGCAAUCGGUCGGCGGAGAGGGGGCCCCCCCUCCUCGAAAUAACCCCUUCCAGAACGAUUUGCACGAUAUCGCGCAAGAAGGAGCUCAACUGAAUACGGGUCACCUGUCUGACGCAAACCCGACGAUGUCCAGCCAGUCUGCAGCUCUUGGUGUUGCUGCAUUCUCAGAUACAGACCCCCAUAUCACGGCUGAGCUCAGCUCUAUCUCCAAGAACAUCCAAAGUAUUGUGCACCUUCGAAAGAGGUACAUUGGACUGUCCCUUCAAGGCCCCGAUGAUAAUCCCAAAGACAACGCAUCCUGGGCGAUCUACCCCCCACCUCCACAGCCAGCCUGGGGCGCUGAGCAUGCACGAGCAGCUGCAUCAACAGACGCUAUGAACAGCACUGCUAAUAGUCUAACCGGAAGCAUGGUCAUGCCGUCGACAGCGACAGGUCCGGACCUGGAGCCAAAACGGACGAUGAAGAAAAGGAAGCCGGGCCAAGAUAUUGGGGAGGAUUUCGAUAUGAAUGAUCUUCUGCCACUGCCCGCAGUUGACACAAUGACAUUCAAGCUGGAUGACAGUGGUGUCUACCAGGUCUUCGACAGUGAGGAUGCUCAGGCGAGUGGUGCCCCUCUCGUUCGUGUCCCUACUAUUCGCGAAUUCUACAUGGAUCUUGAUCAGAUCUUGAGUAUUUCCUCGGAUGGUCCUAGUAAGAGUUUCGCAUUUCGUCGGCUGCAAUAUCUCGAAGGCAAAUUCAACCUGUACGCUCUUCUCAACGAGUACCAAGAGACCGCGGACAGCAAGAAAGUCCCCCACAGAGACUUUUACAACGUGCGUAAGGUCGACACACACGUUCAUCACUCUGCGUGUAUGAACCAAAAACACCUUCUGCGUUUCAUCAAAAGCAAGAUGAAAAAAUGCCCGGAUGAGGUAGUGCUCUUCCGCGACGGUCGGCAUCUUACCUUGGCAGAGGUGUUCCAGAGCAUUAAUCUUACUGCUUACGAUCUGUCCAUCGAUACCUUGGACAUGCACGCACAUACGGAUUCCUUUCACCGCUUCGACAAAUUCAACCUGAAGUACAACCCAAUAGGCGAGUCCAGGCUCCGAACAAUUUUUUUGAAGACAGACAAUUUCAUCAACGGACGCUAUUUGGCCGAGAUCACCAAGGAGGUAAUUGCUGAUCUGGAGUCAAGCAAAUACCAGAUGGUCGAAUGGCGCAUUUCCAUCUAUGGCAAGUCACUCGACGAGUGGGACAAAUUAGCCGCCUGGGUCGUCGACAACAAGCUCUUUUCUCACAAUGUUCGAUGGCUCAUUCAAAUUCCUCGUCUGUAUGAUGUUUAUAAGGCAAGCGGACUCAUGGACACGUUUGAGCAAGUUGUGAAGAACGUAUUCGAACCUCUGUUUGAGGUGUCCAAGGAUCCAUCAAGUCACCCAAAGCUGCACAUCUUCCUGCAGAGAGUGAUUGGCUUUGAUAGCGUCGAUGAUGAGAGCAAGGUUGAGAGGCGUCUGUUCAAGAAGUUCCCAGUGCCGAAGGUAUGGGACUCAAAACAGAACCCGCCGUACAGCUAUUGGAUCUACUACUUGUUCUCCAAUAUGGCCUCGCUCAAUAUCCUCCGACAGCGUCGUGGCUUCAACACAUUUGCGCUCCGUCCACACUGCGGUGAGGCAGGGGAUAGCGAACAUCUUGCCGUUGCCUUGCUUUGCUGCCACAGCAUUAGCCAUGGACUGUUACUGCGUAAAGUCCCUCUUCUGCAGUACAUCUUCUACUUGGAGCAAAUAGGUAUUGCCAUGUCGCCUCUAAGCAACAACGCCCUUUUUCUAGCUUACGAGAGAAACCCGUUCUAUCAAUACUUUCGCAGGGGUCUAAAUGUCUCCCUUUCCACAGACGACCCUCUGCAGUUUGCCUUCACCAAAGAGCCGUUGAUGGAGGAAUACGCAGUGGCCGCCCAAAUCUACAAGUUGGGCUCCGUGGACAUGUGCGAGCUGGCAAAGAACUCGGUCAAGCAGAGCGGGUUCGAGAACGCAAUCAAGGAGCAAUGGUUGGGACCUAACUACAGCUUGCCCGGCAAGGCAGGCAACACCAUGGUGAAGACGAACGUCCCGGACCGCCGAGAGGAGUUCAGAUUUCAGACGCUCAUGGAAGAGCGUGACAUGCUUCGCAAAUAUAUUGCGUACGGUGCCAGGGCGUCUCCGGAUUCAAUGACAAGCGCCGACCAGCAAAGUACUGCUCAGGCCAUCAUAGCCGGUCAGCACGGGGCUCCGCGCGAACACCCCAGCGGAGGACUCGGAAACGCAUCUGUAGUCGCGGGUGGCGAGAAGCCUGAAUUAGACGUGUCAAGCACUAGGGCGGUCUUUCGGGAUGAUGUAGUCGGUUCACCUGCUAGCCUGCCUUCAUCCAAAGAAGCAUCAUGGGCAGUAGAUGCCCACAAUUUAAGCCAGGAUCCCAAAAUGUUCCCUGGUGUCGUCAGCCGAGGACAGGGGGGCGGCAGCAGCCAGACCAUCGAAGAAAGGCAUUCGUCAUAG